Messenger RNA from Peronospora matthiolae, 879 nucleotides. Lineage: Eukaryota; Oomycota; Peronosporomycetes; Peronosporales; Peronosporaceae. The record is from the annotation of a GenBank genome assembly.
AUGGUUAACAAGCCCGUGCGAUGCGCGAGAAAGGCCGCCGAGAGCGCGUCCGCACGUCUCUGUGCGGACGCCGAAGCAGAAACCGCAGCAACUGAUUUGUCAUUGGUUGCUAAAGCGUCUCAGCCUGUGUCACCUGGUGAUGCAGGCGCUCGUCAUGAAGACACUCAUGUCUUCACAGAGUAUGAGCUCGGUGUCUCAUACUCUCCUGAUACGGAAGACGGAUCCGUAUCGACGGCGAUCGAAUCCAAGCCGCCUACCAAGCGUGGCAUGGAUGAUGCUAUGCGUCGUAGCAUCUUUGGUUCAUCUGAUUCAUCAGAUGAACCAUCGCCGAAGCGAAGGCGCUCGAGGUCGCGAGACUCGGGCGCUAAUAGUGGUGUCGGUUCUCCUAUGGACACCACUUCGCAACAAGGUGCCAGUACUUCUGUCGGUACGUCGCAGGAAGAGCGGGACCGCAAUGUCUUGCGUCUCGCUCCUGAGAAGAAGGCAUGGAUGCCUCCCAAAUCAGUCAUGGAUCACUUGUCGGCGACGACGAGUGAUCGUUAUCGAACACGAUUGUUCGAUUCGUCAAGGAUCCAUCACCUUGACCCCAGCGCGAAAAACUAUCGCGCUGAGAAUGAGUUUUUGAUCGAUGCUUUCUUUAAACAUCGAUGGUACAGUGGGAAUCACAAGCGUGAUGGUCCCUCACUGCUUCAGGCGUGGAACGCCUACAUCCAUAACAUUGAGGAUGUAGGUCGUGACGCUUGGAACGACAAACUUAUCAAAGCUCGUGAUAAGUUUGAAAAGCGAACCCCGACAGGUGCACGAUAUAAGCUGCAUCGUCUGUCAAGGGAGAAAGGGUACCCUGCCUCUCUUGGGGAGACUCGUGCCCGUGUUGUGUGA